UGGCACCUGGCACUUGGUGGCAGUCGAUUUGACUGCACCACUAUCACCAUUUCUCACUGGAGUUGUGCACGCAAGCGGGCUCAGCUUUGCUAUAAUGUCCUUUUGAUUGCUGUAACUUGUUUGACAUUUUGUAGGAAAAGGUAAAAGUGGAAGUUUUACCAACCACUCCCCAAGAAAAUGGCAGAAUCCAAAAAUGAUAAACAGAUCAAGGCUCAUUUGAUAAUGAGAGGAACGCACGAGGUGGAAGAAAACUGUUUGGAAGGCGGUGGCUGCGUUUCUUUCAUUAAUUGCAGAAAGAAUCCUGGCCAUACUGGGUUCAUACCAGUCUAUGAGUUUAGUGAAAUUAACGUGAGAUCGUGGAUACCUAAUGUGGAACAGUCAACUGUGAACGGGAUAGUUGAGUAUGUGGAGUGUUGUGCAGAUUUAGUUGUCAGGAUCGGAGUUCCCUUCAUUAGCAGCCAGCGGCCAGAGACUGCAGCUGACGGCAAAACUUACCCCUUUGGUAAUAAAAGAGGCCAACGUCUCAAUAUUGUCGGCAGUGGUUUUGUGAACCAAGUGUAUGGUCGAGAUGAUGGACUUAAUAAACCCUGUAAGUGUGGGAAGUGUCCACGGGGGACGGCUGAGGAAAACAGGUACUGGAAAAUUGAAGUUGCCACUGCACGUCAUGUGGUUUAUGAUGACAGUGAGGCCAGAGGGUGUAAGGUUGUGUUCUUCGAUGAUCACCCUGACGGCAGUGGCAGUGUGACACUGACUGGGGGCGGGGGUUUAGAGUGUGCCGACACAGAGAACGACAAAUGCCUGCUGAUGUAUUACACCCAUGACAGAGUCCUGGCUCAAAGACUGGAGUAUCUCUGUAACAGGCGAAGGGAGGUACUGCGGAGGUGGUUUGACUUGACCCGAAUGGUAAAGAAGAGAGAUUAUAACGAUUUGCCCCAAAGUGUCUUCACAGUCCCAAGUAUUGUCAUCUCGCAUCCACACGGAAGAAUGAAGUACAUCACCCUAGGGCACAGUGACCCUGAGAGUCUAACUGGUGCACUUCGUGGUGAGCCUUUCACCUACAAUGCUGCCACUUGUCCAGGCAGCAGUGGUGGCUUUGUCCUGCCACUGGCUGAUCUGUGCUACAGUUUCUGGGCCAAACCUCACAGUUCCUCACUAUCUGGGAACCACGGCUGUAGUGGUGGGGGUAUCUUUUGUUAUUGUUGAUAUUUGAACAAACCCCUAUUCCUCAGAAUGUAUACCCACAGCUGUACACAAACACACGCACACACAGACUCUCAUACACACGCACAAACACUCUCACUCAGAAACAUACACAU
This is a messenger RNA of Aplysia californica (California sea hare), 1316 nucleotides long. RefSeq lists its product as uncharacterized. The record is from RefSeq and is a predicted model, not a curated record. Lineage: Eukaryota; Metazoa; Mollusca; Gastropoda; Aplysiida; Aplysiidae. The coding region runs from base 178 to 1203 and encodes 341 amino acids. The transcript is spliced from 3 exons.